Drosophila biarmipes is the source of this 1129-nucleotide messenger RNA. RefSeq lists its product as uncharacterized. Gene Ontology annotation, biological process: trehalose biosynthetic process. The transcript is spliced from 4 exons. The record is from RefSeq and is a predicted model, not a curated record. Lineage: Eukaryota; Metazoa; Arthropoda; Insecta; Diptera; Drosophilidae. Gene Ontology annotation, molecular function: trehalose-phosphatase activity. The coding region runs from base 102 to 932 and encodes 276 amino acids.
GUCAUUAGUAUUAAAUCGGUCGAGGAACGUCCAGCACGUCGCGCGGUAUCCGAAAAUACAAAAUAUUUCGUAAACCUAAGAAUCAGAGAUACAUAUAGAAAAUGGCUGAGCAGAAGAAGGCCCCGCUCUUGAAAAAGGAGGAGGACUACGUUAAGGCCCUCGAAGGCUUCAUUAGCCCCGAAACCGAUCAGGUGGUCCUGCUGCUGGACUACGAUGGCACUCUGGCCCCCCUCACCGAGGAGCUCUCCGUGAUGCCCAAGGAUACGGAGAUCAACAUCAAGAAACUGGCCGCCAACGAGAAGAUCUUCAUGUGCGUCUUCUCCGGUCGCGAACUGAGCGAGAUCAAGAACCACCUCAAGUUCCCCAAUGUGACCUAUGCCGGCAACCACGGUCUGGAGGUCGAGUAUCCUUCCGGCAAGAAGUUCAAGAUCGAAAUGCCCGAGGAACUGCUCGAGAAGCACAACAAGCUGGUGGCUGAGCUCAAGGAAAAGGUCGUGUGCUCCGGUGCCUGGGUGGAGGACAAGAAGAUCUCCGUGACCUACCACUACAAGGGCGUCACCGACAAGCUGAAGGCCAAGCUGAUCGCCGAGGCCAAGGGCCUGAUCCAGGCCCAUGGAUUCCAGCUCAUCGAGACCCCCUACGCCCUGGAGGGCAAGCCCCGCGUGAACUGGGACAAAGGUGAGGGCGCCAAGAUGAUCCUGGAGAAGCAGUUCGACGCCGACUGGGCCAAGAACCUGAAGAUCAUCUACGUGGGCGAUGACACCACCGAUGAGGAUGCCAUCAAGGUGCUGCACGGCAUCGGCAAGACCUUCCGUGUCUCCGAGCUGCCCACACUGAAGACCUAUGCCAACUACCAGAUCAAGACUGUCGAGGAAGUUGGAUACCUCCUGAAAGCCGUGCAGGCCUACUACGAGAAGAAGAAGAAGGCCUAAGCGCUUCGCCAGAGGAUAUUAAGCUUAAGCUAAAUUCCACGCACACUCACAUUAAACACAUCAUAGUUACACCUAGACGAGAAGGAUUCGUCUAGCUGAGUCACAAAAACACAAUACUCGUUGACUUGAUAAGAUAUUCCCUCUCGAAACCCCUUUGUGUCUUUGAUUUUGCCAAAUAAAACAUUUUUCAUAACUUA